CAAUGACGCACACAGGGGCAGGGUCUUUCACAUAUUUUUCUACAAAGUUCUUGUCUGAAGUUCGCUGAGACAUUUUCUUUUCAUCUUCUUCACAGGGAAAAUAGGAUGCAAUUUUACCGCAGAAUAACUUUGGCACUGGCGAUAAUAUGCCUGUUUGGGCACAGUGGAUUCGUGAGCUCAGGAGCACCAACCAAAGGCAGAUAUACAUGGGUGAAGUGCAAACCUGAAGACCAGAAUGCUAACUGCGUCACACAGAUGGGCCCCUUGGUGCCACUUGAAGGGAAAAGUCCACGACUUCCACGUUCUGCUGUGAAAGACAUAUUCCCAGUUAGCACAGAGGAAAUCACUCCUGAGAUGGAGGAACAAUCAGGAGAGGGUUCAGGUAACUCAGACACAAUGAUUUUUCUGAGAGAUGGUCCAGAGCAGGAGCUUAACACGAAUGAAAAGGAGACAACAACAGCUUGGAUAGAGGCCAGUGGAGACAUUGAUUAUUCCAACUUUGUCUUCCCUGAAAAAAUAGAUGAGCUUUCUGAAGGAGAUUUGAAAGAUGAAAAUAUGAUUCCGUGAAGAGAUUAAUCCACCCGAUGUUUCUUUUUCAUCUGUACAAUGUGAAAUAUGCAGAAUAUUCCUUCUUGGUAAAAUAUAUAAUUAAACGUGAUAUGCUCUGCAAGCUCUAUUUAUAUUGAUAAAGAUUUUCUAUUAAAAAAGUAUUAUUUUAUUUACUCUCAAUGUCUACAGUGCUACCCCUAAUCACAUUUGACAUAACUAUCAAAACAAUCAUUUGAGUUUUGGGGAAUAGAAUAUUGUUUAUGUAAAGGCCAACCCAAGAAAAUGUUGGUACUUUUUUAAUCUUUAUGUUGCCAGUAUUGUAUUGUUUAAAGUGUUGAUCAUUAAAUAAAAACAACUUUUAAACUAUAUAGCAU
This is a messenger RNA of Triplophysa rosa, 923 nucleotides long. RefSeq names its product serglycin (gene srgn). The record is from RefSeq and is a predicted model, not a curated record. Lineage: Eukaryota; Metazoa; Chordata; Actinopteri; Cypriniformes; Nemacheilidae. The transcript is spliced from 3 exons. The coding region runs from base 106 to 567 and encodes 153 amino acids.